AUGGGGCACGUCUACCGCCAAAGAGCUUACAACACAGUCAGCAAAAAGCCCACGACCUCAGCAACGGACUAUUCGGAUGAUAUGUUCGAUGAGAACAUUCUGGCAGUCAACCGUCUUCCCCAUGAAUCUUGCCAGGAUGUAUUGGAGCCGCAUCACCUUCUGUUGGUGUGGGAAAGUGCCUCAGAGAAUUCUUGCCCGGGAGGUGGUGCCCAUUGCAUGGCAUGUUCUUUGCGUUGCCCAAGACGAUCUUCGGUCACUGAAAAUUCGAUGCAAAUUGUGAUCCAUGCAAAAUGCCACGACUCAUGUGUGUGUGGGCAUGUGGUGUGCCCAGGAGUGGCGGUCAAGCCCACGUGUGUUAGCAAGCGGGCUGUAGAGUCGCUGAACACCUACCUGCGGCCCAGGCGCAUCAUAAUCGUCACAACCAGCGCGGAGGCUUGUACUGUGUUUGUGACGUUUGCAAAGAAUGUGCAAUGUGUGGAAGAGGGGUCGAUUCUUCCAGGAGUGUCCAAGGAGACAGUCGGGGAGUAUUUGGAAGCUAGAUACAAAAGCGUGGAUGAAAACAGUGAGUUCCAUGGGCGGCUGCUGGCUGGGUGGUACCUGCAGCAGUUCCUCAAGCUGGGAGCUGCCGAGUAUAUGCCGGUAGAGCCUGAGCUCAGCCAGUACUUCCUUGUUUGGGACUUGGACAUGAUGCUGCUUCGACCGCUCUCAUUGUUCUAUAUCCCAGGCGCAUCCCGAAAGGUGCACCAUGUGCAACGGCAGACUGUUGUUAAUGUUGGGGGCAACAAGCUGCCGGGAUACGAGCCUUCAUACAAACGCCUGACAGGACAAGAUCUGGAAUACGCUCCAGAUGGGACAUCGUUCGUGACGCACUGGCUGGUGGUGUACAAGCCAUACAUGGCCGAAUUCCUCAUAUCCAUCGGUGGGGGCAACUUCACCGACAACCCAGCCAAUGCGCUGCACUUGCAGAUGGGCGAGGCCUCCACGCGAUGGGUGUGGAGGAUCCUGGACUCGAUCGAUCCCAAGUUCGUUGAAACCGGGUUCUCGGAGUACGCAAGUUACGUGAGCUGGGUGAAGCAGAACUAUCCGGAAUCCCAACACGUCCUGAAGAGGCGAACCUGGCGAAGGAAUCCUCUCGGCGGCAAGCUCGCCAUAAUUGCGGGCAUGUACUUCCGCAGCGAUGGGCUCUGCUGCCCCAUGGAGUGGGCUGUGCGCCUCAUGAGGUUCUUCAACUACCAGUACGUGGGGUUUGAGAUCGGCCACUAUCACGUGUGCGGCUAUACGGACGAGCGACACGACAAGGGCUAUGGCGUGUAG
Messenger RNA from Ostreobium quekettii, 1314 nucleotides. Lineage: Eukaryota; Viridiplantae; Chlorophyta; Ulvophyceae; Bryopsidales; Ostreobiaceae. The record is from the annotation of a GenBank genome assembly.